AUGUUAACUGUGUCUCCCCUCGCCGUAAACACCUCAGCAGAUCAUUUCAUGGCAACGGAUUUCGCAGAUUUUUCGACGGAAGACUUGCCGGACUUUACGACUGUCGGAGAUUUCACAGGCAGUCUCGAUUUUCUUGAAGGGAUCGAUUACUACGACAAUCUUUUCAUUGGAUUCGAUGCCGUUGGAGAUGUCGGUUUGCCAGAUAUGGAUAUUGAUCUCGGGGAAAAUUCCGGCAGCGGAAGAGAUGAAGAACAAGAAAUGGAGGGAAACACUUCGACGGCGUCGGAGACAUCGGAGAGAGACGGUGGUGAGCGUAAGCCAGAAGUUGGUGGUGGUGGUGGUAUGGACAAAACGGUGCGUCGAGGCAAACGUAGAGGGAAGAAAAAUAAAGAUCGUUUAACCGUUGGAAAUGAAAUUAAGAAAAAACCCAAGGUGGACUGGACGGCGGAGUUACACCGGAAAUUCGUACAGGCAGUGGAGCAGUUAGGAAUAGACAAGGCGGUGCCGUCUCGGAUUUUGGAAAUUAUGAACGUCAAGUCUCUCACUCGUCACAACGUCGCUAGCCAUCUUCAGAAAUAUAGGUCGCAUCGAAGGCAUGUGCUGGCUCGUGAUGCAGAAACUGCCAGCUGGAAUCUCCGUCGACAUGCGAUGGUGGCAGUUGCCGGUGGAGGAGGAGUGAAAAGGCCGUGGAUGGCUCCUGCCUUAGGCUAUCCUCCACACGGGACACCACCAAUGCAUCACGGUCACUUCAGGCCUUUACAUGUGUUGGGAUAUCCUUCAUGGCCUAAACCAAAGUCUACCAAUCUGCCGACUGCUCCUCGGACGUUUCCAAUUCCGGCGGUUGCAGCGGCUCCUCCGUCUUGGCCUGGUCAUCCGCCGUACUGGCACCACCAACAACCACUCUAUCCACAGGGAUACGGUAUGGCAUCAUCAUCGAAUCAUUCGAUGUAUAUUAAAUCAGAAACAAGCAUCGGUGUUCCUACAAGACCAUUAGGCCCCACUAAUCUUAACUUCGACAUUCAUCCCUCUAUGGAGACCAUAGACGCCGCUCUUGGAGACGUCAUGACAAAGCCGUGGCUACCGCUUCCUCUGGGACUGAAACCGCCGUCAACUGACGGCGUCAUGACGGAGUUACAGCGUCAAGGCAUUUCUAAGGUUCCUCCUCCUUGA
Molecule: messenger RNA, 1170 nt
Organism: Microthlaspi erraticum
Lineage: Eukaryota; Viridiplantae; Streptophyta; Magnoliopsida; Brassicales; Brassicaceae
Source: the annotation of a GenBank genome assembly